Molecule: messenger RNA, 819 nt
Organism: Diabrotica balteata
Lineage: Eukaryota; Metazoa; Arthropoda; Insecta; Coleoptera; Chrysomelidae
Source: the annotation of a GenBank genome assembly
AUGAGUUCUUACUUUACAAAUUACAUGCCAGACAUGAGAAAUGGUGGUGUUGUAUCGGCUGAGCAUCAACAUCAGCAUUAUGGAGCCGCUGUUCAAGUGGCUCAAGGUGGAGGACCAGUCCAAGGCGAUCCAAACUCCUGCUCAGGUGAUCCCUCCGUGGUGGGCUUGCGACAAGGAAUCCCGCCUCACCACUACGGCGGCCCACCGGCAGCGGGUCAACCUCCCCAAGGAAUGCCCUACCCAAGAUUUCCACCGUACGACAGGAUGGACAUCAGGAAUGCGGGGUACUACAAUGCCCAGCAGCAGCAGCAGAUGGACGGCCAGUACAGGCCGGAUAGUCCUACCAGCAUGCAUAUGGCAACGAACGGACCUCCAAACGGACACCAAACCCCUGUCGUCUAUGCUAGUUGUAAACUGCAAGCGGCAGCGGUGACGCAGAAUGGGGUGUUAGGCCCCACCGGUAGUCCACCCUUAGAUAGUGCACAAAGCAUGAACACCCAUCAUAUGGGCCACCACAUGCAAGAACAACACCCGCAACACCACCAGCAACCACACCAUCAGCAACAGCAACACAUGAUGUACGGGGCGCAGCAGACUGCCAACAUGCAUCAGCCUCCUCAACAUCAAGCUCCUCUCCAGCAGCAACCUCAACCCGGCCAGCAGCCGCCCAAUAAUACGGCUUCUGCGUUACUAGUCCUCUUUACGUCAGACCCAUGUCAAAUGUAUACCUACGAACAGCCCGUCAAAAAACACGAGAAUAGAACCGCCAUGUUAGAUAUUCUGCCUCGAAGACCAUUAGUCGAUGAGCUUGGAGAUUAA